Messenger RNA from Closterium sp. Yama58-4, 1236 nucleotides. The record is from the annotation of a GenBank genome assembly. NCBI's taxonomy places the organism in Eukaryota, Viridiplantae, Streptophyta, Zygnematophyceae, Desmidiales, Closteriaceae.
AUGAUAGCAGUCUCCGCCUCGGAAGCUUCUGCGUCUACUGGCCUAGAAGGCGCACCAGCGAUGGACCAUGAGGCGAAGCUUCGGACGUGGAAUGAAAAGUCCCUUCCGUCCCCUCCCUCCCUUCCCUCCCUUCCCUCACCUACCUCCCUUUCUGGGCCCUUCCCUCGCUUCCCUCCCUUCUCUCCCUUCCCUUCUUCCAUCCCUUAUCUCCCUUCCCUCCCUAUCUCCCUUCUCUCUCCUCCCUACCCUUGCAGCCUUCCCUCCCUUCCCUCUCUUACCUCCCCGCGAUUUCCCUUCUCUCCCGUCCCGCCAUUCUCUUCCUUCCCCCCCUUCUCUCCCUUCUCUCCCGUCUCUCCCUUCCCUCCCUUCUCUUCCAGGGUUUACCUUCUCUCCUUUCUCUCCCUGCACUCCCUUCCCUCCCUUCCCUCCCUUCCCUCCCUUCCCUCUCUUCCCUCCCUGCGAUCUCUUUCCUCCCUUCUCUUCCCGCCCCACCUUCUCCUCAAUCCCUCAACACCGCCCCCAUCAGCGCCAAACAUUUUGGGCCGCCCCUUGUCCAUCUCCUCCCUUUUGUUCAUAACAUCCCGCCUCCUCCAUCUCCCUUCCCCGCCUCCCCAUCUCCCAUUCCUCUCAGGUCCUCUCUUUCUGCCCUUCAGGCCCACCUCUUCAUCCUCACCCCUCCACUUCGCCUCCCCAUCUCCUCAGCCCUCUAGCCUUCUUGUCAUCCCGCCUCCCCAUCUCCGAUAUCUCCCCAUCCCUUCUCGAGGUCCCGGGUCCCCACAACAGCUGCCGCCACCCAAUCUCCCCUUCCCGCCACCCAAUCUCCCCUUCCCGCCACCCAAUCUCCCCUUCCCGCCACCCAAUCUCCCCUUCUCGCCACCCAAUCUCCCCUUCUCGCCACCCAAUCUCCCCUUCUUGCCUCCCAAUCCCCCCUUCCCGUCUUUCAAACUCCCCUUCCGUCUUCACCGUGGAAGCUACCUCCCUCUUCAGCUCUCCUACCUCACUUUCUCUUUGUUUGGUCGUCUAUUCCCUCCUUCCCUCCCCAUCCUUCCCCUUCCACCCUCCCACUGUCUAACACCUUCUCCUUCCACCUACCUUCCUACCCGCAUCUCCCCUUUCCCCCCUUCUCUUCCAUGCUUCCCCCUUCCACCCCUUCCCCGCCCCGUUUUCAGUGUUCCUGAUUCAUGUCGUGUCCCUUCGGCCACCGCCACUCUGCUGCUGCGAGUGUGGAAGAGUUAG